This is a messenger RNA of Schistosoma turkestanicum, 450 nucleotides long. The record is from the annotation of a GenBank genome assembly. NCBI's taxonomy places the organism in Eukaryota, Metazoa, Platyhelminthes, Trematoda, Strigeidida, Schistosomatidae.
AUGAACUACAUAUUUGUGUUUUGUUUGAGCGCGUUGUUCUUCCUCGUUUGUGCAUCUGCAGAUUUCGGAUCUUCGAAAGAAUGGAUAGAAAUAUUACGGAAAGAAUUCGAGAAAGAACUCAACAUAAACGAAUCGAAGUUAAAAGAACACAUAGCCAAUGUUACAAAAAGUGAAGUUUCUGUGUCGGAACAAGAAGUCGAAUUCAGGCAAAGGCAUCAAAAUCAAAUUCGCAUAAUUGAUGAUUAUUUGACUUGUACAAGGAAAUGGUCGACUGGAAAGAUGCAAAGAUCUUGUGGAUUUGAUGCAACAGUUACAUAUCCUGAAGGUCUUGUGGAAGUAGGUAGGCAGGUUGAACGUUUACAAACUGAUAUAUCCGAGUACAAUCACCGUCUCAAGACGGUUAAGUUGAAAUGGAAAAGGAACUUUGCUAUCACUGAUGAUGCAGAAUAG